Molecule: messenger RNA, 1115 nt
Organism: Ceraceosorus bombacis
Lineage: Eukaryota; Fungi; Basidiomycota; Exobasidiomycetes; Ceraceosorales; Ceraceosoraceae
Source: the annotation of a GenBank genome assembly
AUGACCGACAAAACAGUCUGCGUUUCUGGAGUCACUGGGUACGUCGGUUCCUGGGUCGCUUUGACCUUCUUGCAGCACGGCUGGCACGUCCGUGGUACGGUCCGCUCCCAGCAAAAGCGCGCCUCCUUGCUCGCCACGUCUGCGCAGCUCAAAGCAUACAGCGACGCUGGAAAGCUCACGCUUUGGACAGUCGAGGACGUCAUCACUGGCGACUUUUCGGAGGCCUUGCAAGGAUGCAUUGCCUUUGCACACACCGCCAGCCCUUUUGCUUUGCGCGGCAGCAACAACGAGCGCGACUUUUUGAAACCGGCGCUGGAAGGAACGCGCAACGCUAUUCAAGCUGCUCACAAGAGCGGCACUGUGCGCAACUUUGUCGUCACGUCGUCUUUUGCCGCAAUGAUGGAUGGUGACGACAUGUUUCCCUUCAAUGCGCGACGCUACACCGAGCACGACUGGAAUCCCGCCACAUACGAGUUUGCAGCUCAAAGCGACGUUCCCCUCAUCGGUUAUGUUACGAGCAAAGCGUUGGCCGAGAGGUUCUGCUGGCAGUAUCGAAAGGACAAUAAUCUCGAGGGCAAGAUGAAUAUUGGUGCGCUUUGUCCACCCAUGAUUCUAGGUGUGUGCGCUUGCCCACGACGCCGUGCUGACGGUACGCGCGCGCCCAACGCUGACCGCCGUCACGCGCGUCAGGCCCCUUCUUCCACAUCACCGACUCCUCCAAGCUGGGCGAGUCGCUGUUUCAGAUGCGCCGAGUGAUCACAGCAGCCGAUGACAGUGCGGACGUUCCCCCUCAAGCCUUUCCAGUCUUUGUCGAUGUGCGCGACGUAGCCCUCGCGCACGUUCGAUGUGUCGAGCGCAACGUCAAUUCGCGUUACCUCAUCGCCAAGGGAACUUUCAGCAACCAAUUUGUUGUUGAUCAGGUGCACGAGCACUUUCCUAGCGAGGCGAUCAAGUACAAGCUACCGCGCGGCAAGAAGGGCGAGUAUGCGGAUGACGACCCAAAAAUUUGCAUGCUCGAACACGACAAGAGCCAGCGCGAGCUAGGCGUGGAGUACACGUACACGCGCGAGGAAACCUUUUACGAGACGAUUCGAGACAUUUUCGAGCAUCUAUAG